This is a messenger RNA of Salvelinus fontinalis (brook trout), 2127 nucleotides long. RefSeq names its product endothelin-2-like. The transcript has 4 exons. Bases 180 to 722 code for a protein of 180 amino acids. Gene Ontology annotation, cellular component: extracellular region. Lineage: Eukaryota; Metazoa; Chordata; Actinopteri; Salmoniformes; Salmonidae. Gene Ontology annotation, biological process: regulation of vasoconstriction; intracellular calcium ion homeostasis; regulation of systemic arterial blood pressure by endothelin. The record is from RefSeq and is a predicted model, not a curated record. Gene Ontology annotation, molecular function: endothelin B receptor binding; hormone activity.
GAUACUGCAGUACAAAGCACCUGUUGCCUCUGUCUCGCUCUUUAUUGGCAUCACUCAGGACUGUAAAGCUGUAGCUACUAUUACUGUUAACUCUACCAGUGUGUGUACUCUACUGUCUUGUGGAAUCUUGGAUAUUAUUGCAUACUGCGUCUUCAGAGAUACUCUACCAGAGAAUAACUAUGACUCUAUCACUGAACUCCAUCCCGGCUCUCACCAUCAUCACACUCUGUGUGCUCCUGCAGGAGGGUUUUGGGCUCCCUGUAUCCAGCCAGCCUGAGCUCCCUGCCCAGUCCCCGUCCCAGAACAGCCCACACCACACCAGGGUUAAACGAUGCUCCUGCAGUAACUGGCUGGACAACGAAUGCAUCUACUUCUGUCACCUGGACAUCAUUUGGGUCAACACUCCCAAUAAGGUUAUCCCCUAUGGUCUUGGCAGCCCCCUGUCCCGACGUCGCCGCUCUACCGGGCGAUGUGAAUGUGCCCACCCAGCCGACACGACCUGCUCCAGAUUCUGCCACAACAGCUCAGAGAAGCACAGAUUCGUAGUGGUAGGCCCCUCAGACCAGACCCUGGACCAGACUGUAAGCAGUCCAGACACAACCAGCAACGACCUACUGACCUCUCUCAGAAACAUGGUUCGAUCCAACAUGGCUACCAUAGAGAAGGGUUCUCCCUCCAGGAAGAAGAAUGCCUCCAGAGCCAACAGACUGAACACCAGGUAGACGAGGAGGAGGGAAGAAGAGGAGCUUGAAUAGCUCCAGUGCAUUCGAACAAAGACCUCCUGGAGGAGUCUAGGGAGUCCUCCCCCGGGAAGACAGAGAGGUCCUGAGAGGAGAGGCCCUGAGAAGAGGGCAAAGAUGGAACACUGCCCAAUGGCUGCCUGCUGAUUGUUGUAUACCACACAGUGGACUGGAUAUGGAUAUUAUCUGGAUAUAAAUCUUGGACUAAUCUAGCUAAGAGUCUGGCUUAGAAGACUAGGGAGGUUUAAGUGUGUCCUCUGUGAACUGUGACAGUCUGGACUAGAAUGGUUACUGACUGUGUGCUGGUCAUGGGUUGUCAUCAUGUUCUAAACAGAAAUACACGUUCUGUGUCUGAGCACAUGAAAUGGGUGGAUGCAAGUCAAGGCAUUCUGGAGUGAUGUUUGCCUAUGUUUACUUUACAGGCUUACUUCAUUAGUGCCUUGAAAAUAUUGACCACUAUUGUCAUUUGGAUUUUGAUCCUUACUUUACCUGUCGCACGACAUCUACUAUAUCAUAGAAUAAAAAUCUAAAUAUGAUCCUCUGUAUCAGAGAUGAAUUCCCAGUUUAUAGUGAUUGCCAUGCAUGCAUUCAAAUGACUUGAAAUACAUUUGACACAUGAAGGACGUGACUUUAAGGAACAGGGAAUUACUAUACACACAGCCUUCCUGUAGCAGCAGAUAAAAGCAGGUCUAUUGUGAUGGCGGACGUAUUUAUUGCAUACUGUAGCCACUGUUGAUUGUUUUGAUUGUAGACAGAGUGAAGGCAGCAGGUUUCAAUGGGUCUGCUCCUUGCCAAAUAUGCAGUGAUUGUAUUUCUGCUAUCAACAAAUGUCCAUUAAAUGUCAAUGUCAUUACCCAUUAGGAAAUGAUGACACUGGACUGUUGUUCUAAUGCCUUCAAAGGAAUGGGUUUUUAUGUCCAGUAGACUUUAGAUGGGUUGGGCUGAUUGCUGAACUCCAGCCACUGUCUGACCAUAAUGCAUUUACUGGAAACACUACAUCAAAAACAAGUCUUCCACUGAUGUUCAAGUCCAAUAUCACAAUGCUGUGUAUUUAUGAUAUUAUUUAUUUAUUUAUUUAUUUGUGUGUUGUUUAGAUGGGUUGGGUUUAGAGCAAUUUGUGUAUCAAAAUGCUGGACUGUGCUUUUGUUUUAUGAACUGUUGUUAUCCCUAGAAGGACAAUUCACCCUCAAUAGUCUGUUUAGCAGUCAAGGACACCAUAGGAAAUGUUUACCCAUGAAUUGUUCUAUUCCAAGCUAUUCAUAUUAUCUACUGUACAUGCACAAAACUCAGAAAUUAUUUAUUUAACUUAUUUGUGGGGUAUAUUUAUAUAUUUGUGUUGUGUGAGUUUAUCACUUUUAAUAUGUGAGGAAAUAAAUACUAAAAUGAA